UCCAAAUAAAACCUUAAAUCAAUUUAGGCGUUUGUAUUGUUGCAUCGAACAAAUAAGGAAGUAGAAACUGUAGAAUCCUCACCAUAUUAUAUUUAGUAUAAAUAUUUAAUUAAAAAUUAUUUAAUUAGACAAUUUUGUGUGGAUUACUCUUCUAUAUAUAUACACACACACGGAGUGUGUUGUUUUCCUUGUGGUUGUGGUUAGGGUUUUCUCUGUUUUCCCACAAAAUCGGUGCUGCGAACAUGGAUUCAUCUGGCUCGAACAAAGCACAACCUCAUUGCGAUAAAUCGUAUGAUGAUGAUGAAGAGGAAAACCAGAAAUCCAGAGAUCCCAAUAGUGAUAGCGAAGGAGAAGAAGAGGGUUAUUCUGAUGAUGGGUAUAAUGAUGGGCUUCAUAAUAUGACCAGGAAAGAGUGUUUCGAGUACUAUACUCGUGUUCAAGAGAGCGAUGGGUUUGAUGUUCCUGAAUUUCCCAACGUCUUUGCGCUGGGUAUCAUCGUACCAUAUCUCGUACCUGGUGAACCGUUCGAGGAUGAAUCAAGUCUCGAAGAACUUAACACGUGUUCACUUUUAGCAAUUCAGGAUUUCAACGGCAGAAACGAUGAAAAUUACGAGUUUGUGAAGGUUGUGAAGGCAAACAUGCAACCUGUUUCUGGUGCCAUGUUUUUCAUUACCUUUGAGGCCAAGAAUAAGGAUGUUGGUCCUGUUGAAACCUUUGAAGCAAAGGUCUAUGCGGGAAUUACGGAGAUGGAAGCCUUGAUGUGCAGGCGUAAAACAGUUGCUACAAUCGACCAAGGUACCAAGGGCUGAUUGGCACUCGACCAAGAAAGAAAGAGACUAGAACUCUAUUCUAGUGAUUUGAUGGGUUCACUAUUUUGUUCUGGGUUGCUGCUUCUUUUGUAUGGGUUAGUAAGGUUGGAUUAGAGUUGGGCAUCAAGUUUUAGGUAUUUGGACUAGAUGUUCCGGUAUCUAAAUUUGGGGGCAUGACACUUUGGUAUAAAGUUUAUUUGAAGAGAUGAAACAGUAGAGAUAUUUUUAUUUGGGAUUA
Molecule: messenger RNA, 1047 nt
Organism: Cornus florida
Lineage: Eukaryota; Viridiplantae; Streptophyta; Magnoliopsida; Cornales; Cornaceae
Exons: 4
Coding region: 243-809 (188 amino acids)
Molecular function (GO): cysteine-type endopeptidase inhibitor activity
Source: RefSeq, a predicted model, not a curated record